AUGGGAAGAGAGUCAGGAAUAGCAGAAUCAAUUGAUGGAUGCUCAGGUGGAGGAAGAGAAGACGACGCCGGCGGAGGAAGAGAGGACGCCGACGAAGGAAGAGAUGACGACGCCGGCGGAGGAAGAGAGGAAGACGUUGGCGCUGGAACCCGAAGACGGCGAACACAGGUUUUAAUGGUGGAGGGCAGCGGUGGACUGGGUGGUGAAGAGGACGAUGGUGGAUUUGGUGGAGGGGCCAAGGCGGCGAGUUGGGUGGUGGAGGGGGCGGCGGAUUGGGUGGUGAAGGCAGUGGCGGAUUGGGCUCUGGAGAUGUCGUUGAAGUUGGGAAAUGAGAGGAAGAAGACUGUUAUACUUGGCGUAGCAUCAUCAGUCUCGUUAGCUAACCCUAAUUGUCCAUCCCAUUGUGGAGACAUAGAAAUCCCAUAUCCCUUUGGAAUUGGAACGGAUUGUUUCAAGUCCAACGAAUCCGGUAGGUUCCAAAUAUUGUGUGACACCACGACCAACCCUCCCAAACCGUUCUUGAACCUUACUGAUGGUAGUCGACCGGAGGUACUGGAGAUAUCUCUUGAGGGCACACUAAAAAUAAAAAGCCCUAUCACCUUCUCUGAUUGCCCUAACAAGCCAAACCAUCGCCAGCCACCCAACCUGCAGCCAACUCCCGCUUGGUUCUCCGAGAAGAACAAGUUCAUUUCAGUGAGUUGCGGGAGGGUUGCGUCGCUAACGUUCCCUGGACCUCGAGGGAAUACAACGGCAGCCGUCUGUUUGUCCAUUUGCGAUAAGUACAGUAGCAUAUUUGUAAAUAAUAACAGCUGCGGUGGUAUCAGCUGCUGUCAGACAACCAUUCCGGCCGGUUCUGAUGCCUGGAAUACCAGUUUUGGACCCGUUAUAAUAACGACUGACGACGACGCCGAUGAAAGACCUUGUGUGUAUGCAUUCCUGGUAGAUGAAGAAUGGUUUACGUCUAAAUCAACAAAUACUUCUGCCAUUGCUGAUGAGAUGGACGAAGUCCCCGUACUGUUAGAUUGGUGGUUCUCUGGAGGAAUAGAUAAUUCUACUGAGGAUUAUGUGCACACGAAUUGUGAAUCUGAGUUAGGUCCAUGUUCAUGCUUAGAGGGCUAUGAAGGAAACCCCUAUCUUCCUGGUGGGUGUCAAGAUAUCAACGAAUGCGAGGUUCCAUAUACAUGUCCUUCCGGCAAUUGUUUCAAUAUUAAUGGGACCUAUGAGUGCUACACGUCACGUUCAGAUCGGCUCUUAAGGCAGAUUAAAGUUGGCAUUAUAGUUCUUUGCAGUGUUUUCGGAUUGUUGUUUCAAAUUGUUGGAGCAUGGUGGUUACGCAAGGUCAUCAAGAAAAGGAAAAACAUUAAGCACAAGCAGAAGUUUUUCAGACUGAAUGGUGGUUUGUUGUUGGAGCAACAGUUAUCUUCCGGCGAAGUGAAUGUUGAGAAGAUUAAAUUGUUCAAUGCAAAGGAGUUGGAGAAAGCCACAGACCGGUUUAAUCUAGACAGAAUUCUCGGUGAAGGGGGCCAAGGUACUGUCUAUAAAGGAAUGCUUGCAGAUGGAAGAAUUGUUGCCGUCAAGAAGUCAAAAAUUGAAAAUGGAGGCGAAGUGAGUCAAUUCAUUAAUGAAAUUGUCAUUCUUUCACAAAUCAACCACAGGAAUGUGGUUAAACUCUUGGGAUGUUGUUUAGAGAGUGAAGUUCCCCUAUUGGUCUAUGAAUUUCUACCCAACGGAACCCUUUCUCAAUACAUUCACAGUCGUGAUGAGGGGUUUCCUUUCACUUGGGAAAUGCGACUACGAGUUGGUAUCGAAGUUGCUGGAGCCCUUUCCUACUUGCAUUCAUCUGCUUCGAUGCCAAUUUAUCAUCGAGACAUUAAGUCUUCAAACAUACUCUUGGAUGAGAGGCAUAGAGCAAAAGUUGCAGACUUUGGAACCUCAAGAUCUGUCUCCAUUGACCAAACACAUCUUACCAUGACACAUGUUAAUGGAACCUUUGGUUAUUUGGACCCUGAGUAUUUCCAGUCUAGUCAAUUUACAGAUAAGAGUGACGUUUAUAGCUUCGGAGUAGUCCUUGCCGAGCUAUUAACUGGACAAAAACCAGUUUCUGUAACAAGGUCAGAGGAGGGGAGACAUGAAGGGAGAAGCCUAGCAACUUAUUUUAUUGUUUCCAUGGAGGAAAAUUUCUUGUUUGAUAUUCUUGAUGCUGAAGUUAUGAAAGGAGGUAAGAAAGAAGAGAUAACGGCGGUUGCUAAUCUUGCAAAACGUUGCUUGAAUAUGAAAGGAAAGAAGCGUCCUUCUAUGAAAGAAAUAGCGAUUGAGUUGGAGGAAAUUCUAAUGUCAAGUAAAUCAUCGGAUGUCGAACGCAUUGCAGAGCUUGAAUAUCUCCAGAGAGAAAUGACCGAGGCUUGGGAUGUUGUUCCUACAUCAAUAGGGUCUCAUUUGGACACCAGUUCUUCGUUAGAAGUACAAUCACUAUUGUCUUUCAAGUCGCACUGAAAGUUGCUAGUGAUAUCCCUUGUUUUUGGAACAUGUACAUAGUGUCUCUAUAUAUAAACUAUCACCGUUUAUGUAAUUUAUUGUGUGAUUUAGUUAUGAAGUUGCAUA
Messenger RNA from Fragaria vesca subsp. vesca, 2601 nucleotides. Its product is annotated as wall-associated receptor kinase-like 10-like. Bases 1 to 2493 code for a protein of 830 amino acids. Gene Ontology annotation, biological process: cell surface receptor signaling pathway; protein phosphorylation. The transcript is spliced from 4 exons. Lineage: Eukaryota; Viridiplantae; Streptophyta; Magnoliopsida; Rosales; Rosaceae. The record is from RefSeq and is a predicted model, not a curated record. Gene Ontology annotation, molecular function: ATP binding; polysaccharide binding; calcium ion binding. Gene Ontology annotation, cellular component: plasma membrane.